Messenger RNA from Aureobasidium subglaciale EXF-2481, 213 nucleotides. RefSeq lists its product as uncharacterized. NCBI's taxonomy places the organism in Eukaryota, Fungi, Ascomycota, Dothideomycetes, Dothideales, Saccotheciaceae. The transcript is spliced from 2 exons. The coding region runs from base 1 to 213 and encodes 70 amino acids. The record is from RefSeq and is a predicted model, not a curated record.
AUGUCUGCCCACUUGACGGCCGUCUACACUUCGCCCACAGCGACCAACACCUUCUCCGCCCCGCUGUCGGUCAUUCAAAUGCAAGAAGACAUCAACCAGUACUUGACAAAGAAGAUGGACGAAGACAAGGCUGCCACUGAGGGUGCUGCCAACUCAAAGGAUGAAGACUUGGAAGAGCAAAUGUACGGCGAGGAACUCGUCGAUGAGGAUUGA